Molecule: messenger RNA, 1807 nt
Organism: Rhododendron vialii
Lineage: Eukaryota; Viridiplantae; Streptophyta; Magnoliopsida; Ericales; Ericaceae
Product: zinc finger protein CONSTANS-LIKE 13-like
Exons: 5
Coding region: 96-1484 (462 amino acids)
Molecular function (GO): zinc ion binding; protein binding
Source: RefSeq, a predicted model, not a curated record
UCUACUCUUCUUCCCAGACAUACACAAUACUCCAUAUUCAGAGAGAGAGAGAGAGAGAGAGAGAGAGAACUUUGUGAGGAAUUCUCCUCAGUAAGAUGGACAAGAAGAACUACAACAAACCACCACCACCACCAGAGAUAUCCAAUUGCGAUUUCUGCAACCAUGAAUACGCCGUGCUGUACUGCAGAGCCGACUCAGCUAAGCUGUGUUUGUUCUGCGACCAGCAGGUGCACUCGGCCAACGCCCUCUCCAUCAAGCACGUGCGGUCGCCGAUCUGCGACAACUGCCGGUCGGGGCCGGUCUCCGUCCGCUGCUCCACCGACGGGCUCGUGCUGUGCACCGGCUGCGAUCGGGACCCUCACGGCGGCGACUCCUCCGCCGUCUCGGAUCCUCGCCGCCGCGUCGCCGUUGGGGGGUUCUCCGGCACUCCGUCGGCGGUUGAGCUCGCUGCGGCUUGGGGAAUCGAUUUGAAGCCUCAUACUCGUUCGAGUGAUUAUUCAACUGUGUACAAGUCUACGGCCUUGAGUUUUCGAGAUUUAAGGGAGGACUCUGGUUUUGAUAGCGUUCCGAGUUUUGAUGUGUCGACGUUGAAGAAUUCGGGUUGUGGGAGGUACAAGAAUAUGAUGCGUAAGCAGUUGGAGGAGUUGGCUUUAAGGGAAAGGGUGAAGGUGGAGAGAGGUGGGGUUGAAAUGGAAGUUGGAUCUCCAGAUCGAUGUGGUGAGGAGGAGAGUUCGCAGGGUGUUGAAUUUGAUAAUGGGUAUGAUGAGGAGUUGUUGCAUCAGCAAACAAGGCUUACCUCUCUGCUUAUGCUACCAACGCGAAUGGAUUCUGGAGAAAAUGGCUGUGUUGAGGAAGUUAGGAAUAUGGGGAGUUGUAAUCCCACGUAUCAGAUGCCACCGCAGGUUUGGAAUUUUCAUUCAGGAAGAUCACGAGAUUGCGAUGAACCUGCUCAUGCUGCAAUAGGAUACGAUUCAGAGAAUUCAGAAUAUAUGAUCGAGAACUAUAAUGACUUCAUAAAGGAAACUUCCUUGGCAACGACAGAAGUGAUGGAAGACAUGUAUGAGAUGAAUUGUGCUACAAUAUACCAGGGUAUGCCAUUGCAACAGAAUCGCUCAAAGAAUCAGGUAAUAUCAAGCUGCAGAGCUACAAAAGCCGAAGGUAAUACAGCAGAUUGCAAUAGCGUUCCUGUGCUCGAAUGUAGGUUCUAUGAACCCAACCCAUACACUAGCAUCAGCAAUAUCCAGUUCAAGGAACACCCUUUUCUGUCUAGGAAUUUACAAACCGCAACACCUAACUAUGACCCGGAGCUGAUGGCACAGAACAGAGGCAAUGCCAUGAUGCGCUACAAAGAGAAGAAGAAAACUCGAAGAUUUGACAAACACAUCCGUUAUGAGUCGAGGAAGGCCAGAGCUGACACUAGAAACAGAGUGAAGGGUCGGUUUGUGAAGGCAAGUGAAGUUCCGGAUGUUAGAAUCAGUGGUUGAAUUUGUUCCAAAAAGAGGUUGAUCAUCUUGAAGUUUGGCCUAUACAAUGUAAUCUGCAUUGAUUCCGCAAAAUCAUACCGGCAUGACUUGUGUUUCGUUUCAAGAGUAAUGCUACGGACAAAGACGUCUGGAACAGUUCGAAGAAGGUGGAUCCUGCAGUGUAUCUGGGAUCCAUACCACCUAACAGCUCCCCACACCUUAGCAUCCGAGUCUAUGUCCAAAUUUGUAUCUGUAGCAUUUUUGUAAUUUCCAAUAGUGUACUCCCUCUUUUUGUAAAACAAUAAUAGUAGUACUUUCUACCGACUAGUUUUUUUUCUCCAAAA